UACUAUGUCCCGGACAGCUCGAGUCGGGAGAUGGUUGGACGAGUUGUAACAUGGUGGCUAAAUGUAUGAGUACAAUUAUAUUUAUAAUUGCAGAAUUACAGUGAGCAAAAAAAUCGGCCGCAAUGAAUAUGUCCAUGGAGAAGAAGAAAUACCCGUCGGCUUCGAUUAAUUGGCCCGCUAGGGAAGAGCCGUCGCGUAAAAGCCAGAACCAGUUAACGUCCACAGGAAAGGUUGACGUUUAUUAUUACAGCCGAGGAGUCAGAAACGACGCGUCACUAGUGCCACCGAUCAGGCAAACGGCGUCGAUUUUUAAGCAACCGGUCACGAUUUACAAGACGCAGGAAGGAAAAGUGAAGGAUAUCAAGCAUGGCACGCAGGACAAACCGAAACAGGAAGGAGUCGAUAAAACUGAUGGCAAGUAUGGUUCCCAAGAUAAGCCUAAACAGCUUUUCUGGGAGAAACGCUUGGAGGGAAUGCGGGCCUGUGAUUCUGCUGGCUAUGAAUUCGACGCGAUGGACCUGCCAAAGAAUUUAAAACCAGUUGGACCGUACAUCACGGAAGAAACAUUGCUUCAGAGCGUGGCCACUGCGUUACACGUAUCGACUCAGCCGGUCACGGGACAAACGGGAUCGAAAACUGCUUUGGAGAAGAAUCCUGGAGUAUUCCUUAAUCCUGAUCAACCGCUUGUGCAGGCGGUUUCGAUAGCGGAUGAGGACAUAAAGAGGCAGGAAGAUCGAGUAGCUGUUGCGAGAAAAAAAUUGCAGGAAGCCCUGCGUGCUCUUCAAACUUAAAUUAUUGUAUAAAAGUCAUGUUAUCAUCAUUAAAUACAUCUCACUCGUUCAUUCAUUAUUAUAUCACGUUAUCAUUACUAUCACUCAUCUCUUAGUUUUAAGUUAUAAAUUAUAUAUCGUAUCAUUGCAUUUUUGUAAUAAAUGUUUUUAUAAUAAAAUGCGAAAGAUUGGA
Molecule: messenger RNA, 963 nt
Organism: Ooceraea biroi (clonal raider ant)
Lineage: Eukaryota; Metazoa; Arthropoda; Insecta; Hymenoptera; Formicidae
Gene: MBD-like
Product: methyl-CpG-binding domain protein 2
Biological process (GO): negative regulation of transcription by RNA polymerase II; DNA methylation-dependent constitutive heterochromatin formation
Cellular component (GO): nucleus
Molecular function (GO): methyl-CpG binding
Source: RefSeq, a predicted model, not a curated record